Protomyces lactucae-debilis is the source of this 2202-nucleotide messenger RNA. RefSeq names its product centrosome microtubule-binding domain of Cep57-domain-containing protein. Gene Ontology annotation, molecular function: microtubule binding. Lineage: Eukaryota; Fungi; Ascomycota; Taphrinomycetes; Taphrinales; Protomycetaceae. The coding region runs from base 1 to 2202 and encodes 733 amino acids. The transcript has a single exon. The record is from RefSeq and is a predicted model, not a curated record.
AUGUCAGGCUACCGUCCAGGCAUGCCAAAUGGCCGUAGAGACGUCGCAGACUCACUCGAUGCAGCUCUUGACAAAUUCUCCUUCACCAAGAACCAGCUAUUUGACGAUUCACCCAGCAAGUCGGAAUUUGACCAAUUCGGCGACUUCACGGGCACGCGCUCGCAGUUUGCAUCGUCUGGUAAUCCGCAUUUGCAGCGGCAGCAGGAAUUGCGGUUCAGUGGAACGCGUAGUGAUAGUGGGUUGAGCUUGGAGCGCGGUAUGGCGCAGGAUCCUGCGUUUGAUCAAUCUGCCAUGAGCCUCAAGUCGCGUGGGCCAUCGCUCUCAACCUUGUCGAGUCUCUCUGCGCAUGAUUCACCGCGUAAAGCACAUUCUGAGAGUGGAUUCAGUAUGCGGUCGCAAACCAUUCAUCACAACAACACACAAGCUCAUCGCUUCACGCCGAUGAGUGUGCGGAAAGUCACGGCCUUGGGUCCUCAUGCCAGCGAGUCGGAGGCUUCUCCCUCUCGACGCUACAGAGACGCACAAACACCGUACUCGGCGCGUUUCCCGGCAUCCACGCGUAAAGUCUCCCCAAAGACCUUCAAAACUGCUGCUUCCCUCUUUAAAGAUCUUGGUUUGGCCGAAUCGCCGCAGGUGGAUGACAAGACGCAGCCUGGACAAUCCUUCCGAUUGCCACGCGACUUGCCGGACUUGUCGACAUUGCUCACGUCUACACGCAAGCCAGAACACAAGACACUUGAAAGUAUUCCCGUUUCUGAAGACAACCGCAAGCUGUUUGUUGCCUUGCAAGCGAUGCAAGACCAUGUCACCUCAUUGGAACAACAACUCGGACACGCUCAAGCACAACUCAAAUCUGCCAACGCACAGCAAAAGACGCAUGCGGCGGCCUUGGCUGCGGAGCGUGAACGUGCCACAUUUGCCGAAGCAGAACUGAAGGUUGCCUUGCAGGAUAAUAAACCCAUCAAGCAGUCUGAAGACCUGCAUCGUUCCCUUGAACAGCAAAAUACGCGUCUUAUGGGACAGUUGUCGGAGGCAAAAGGACAAUUGCAGGUGUUGCAGGCACGCGUUGAGCAAGUCCUGGAGGAGUGUAAAGCGAUUGAGGAGGAACGCGAUGAAGCCAUUUCACGGCUUGCGCAGGCACUUGAGAAGAUUGACGCCUUGCAAAGUCAAGUGAAGCCAAAUCAGUCAGCACCAGCACCAGCUAAACCUGCUCGGCCAUCCGCUUCUGAUCGCAUCACGGAGCGGUUGCAGCAAGUCAAGCAGACUCGGCCUGUUGAGGAGUACACGGAUGAAGCGAUUGAAGUCAGCAAGAGCGUUUUGGACGAAGCUGAAGUGCGUGAAUUAACGCAAGAGAUUCACCAAGUGCGUCAAGAGCAUCAGCAGAAGCAGCAGCGGCACGCACAAGGACAACAGCAGAAGAAGAAGUCGGCUGCCCGCCAAAAACUCAAGAAACGGGUGAAGCCUGUUCCUGUUGUGAUUGUUGAGAGUGUCCUUGAGUCUGAGUCUGAGACUGAGGAGGAGAUGCUCUCGGAGAGCGAGUCUGACUUGUCUGAGGCUGACUUGACCACAGACGAGGCCGAGUACCUCGACACGGAAGAGCCCACGCGCAUUUUGCAGCGUAAAACGCGGUCUCGCACACAGCAUGCACAAGGGAAGCAGAGCAAAGUAUCAAGCAAGACAAAACAGGAAGAGGCAGCGGCCUUGCAAGCACAAGUCGAGCAAGUCAUCAAGGAUCUCUCACGUCACGACGCGGCACGUUGUACCAUUUGCUCCAAGAAGCGUCAGGAGCAACAACCCUCAAAGAAGGAGUCAAAGACGCACAUGCGUAGUGACGGCGAUGCAACACUGCGACCCAGCCAGCCGCCCAUGGAAGCACUAUCGAGUGUCCUCGCUGCACUACAAGAUGAAUUCCGGCACUUGAAGCUAGAACAUGCACGUCUCGCUGAACAAUACAAGGACCUCAAUCCUGAACUCGGCAAAAGGCAACGAAAGCAAUUGGCUCAAGGACUACGAACAUGUAUCGAGCAGCUUGAAGCGAAAGCGGAUCAGAUAUACAGUGUGUUUGAUGUGGUUGAGGCAGCUGGACAGGGAGACUUGUUUAUGAAUGCCACUGGAGCCAGUCGGUCUGUGCCGCAGACUGCAACGACGACAGCUGCUGCUGCUCAUGGAAGUGUUGGUCGUCCGCCAUGGUUGACGACGUAA